Molecule: messenger RNA, 2609 nt
Organism: Drosophila busckii
Lineage: Eukaryota; Metazoa; Arthropoda; Insecta; Diptera; Drosophilidae
Gene: grn
Product: GATA-binding factor C
Exons: 9
Coding region: 224-2239 (671 amino acids)
Biological process (GO): cell fate commitment; negative regulation of transcription by RNA polymerase II; positive regulation of transcription by RNA polymerase II
Molecular function (GO): zinc ion binding; DNA-binding transcription factor activity, RNA polymerase II-specific; RNA polymerase II cis-regulatory region sequence-specific DNA binding
Source: RefSeq, a predicted model, not a curated record
CAAAUGUGUGACUUAAAUAAAGUUUAGUGCUCAAAUCUCUCGCCCCAGUGUUGCAAAGCGCGCGCUAAAACAUGUGUUAACCAACUCUACGCAUAAGCAUUACGCCAAAAAUCAAAGUAGAAAGCCCCCAAUACGCCUCACGCCUCCAAACAGAGAGUUUGGAUCUCUGUAGAUUUUUGCGCGCCCACGUCUAAUUAAAAAAACAUUCAAAAUUAUACUCGAAAUGGAUAUGACCUCAACAGCGGAGGCUGCCGCUCGCAGCUGGUACGACAGUCCGCGCUUAGGCGGCGGCGGUGGCGGCGGCGGUUCACCACAAACAAAUGGCUUAGGCAGCGCCGGCAGUAGCCUGGCCCACAGUCAUCACAGCCUGUCCAGCGGCGCCUCGUCGGCGGGCAGCAGCGUGGGCGCUGCCCUGGGCGGCGGUGCAGGCGGCGCUGGCGCCGGCUUGGGACUGGAUACGAGCGACAUGAGCGCGUUCUAUGCGCUGGAAAGCAAUGGACACCACAGACGCUACUAUCCCAGUUAUCAUCAGCACACCUCCCGCAUGCCCUCCUCACAUGCCACGCCCCAAGUGUGCCGGCCGCACUUUCACACGCCGCUCAGUCCAUGGCUAACCAGCGAACACAAAUCGUUUGCACCCGCCAGCGCCUGGGGCAUGGGUCAAUUCGCGUGCCCCCAGGAGCCGCAAGUGGAGCACAAGCUGGGCCAGGUGGGCCAGAGUCAUCAGACAACAGCCGCCGGCCAGCAUUCGUUUCCAUUCCCACCCACACCGCCAAAGGACUCCACGCCCGACUCAGUACAAACCGGCCCAUCCGAGUAUCAGGCCGUGAUGAACGCGUUUAUGCAUCAGCAGGCCACGGGCUCUACCUCACUGACGGACGCCAGCUGUGCGCUGGACAUCAAGCCCUCCAUACAGAAUGGCGGCGCCUCUGCCGCGCAUCCACCCACGCAGUCCUCGGCGCCCAAGCAGCGCGAAGGUAGUAGCAACAAUACAAAUAGCUCAAAUAGCAGCAGCAGCAGCAGCGGUGGCGCUAGUCAAGCGACGCAGCAGCAGCAGCAGCAACAACAACAGCAGCAGCAGCAGCAGCAGCAGCAACAGCAGCAGCAGCAAGUGAACAACAGCAAUGCCUCCGCCUCCGCUACCGCCAGCGCGACAACAUCGAACGGUCUGUUCGAUGGCACCGCUCAGGCGCACUAUGCGGCCAACAAUGCCAACAGCUAUGCCGACGGCAGCUAUGCCAGCUACCAUCAUGCGGCAGCGCAGCAUCAAGCGGCUGUGGCAGCCGCCAACAUGUUCCAAAGUUCCUCCGUUGCGGCGGCUGCAGUGCGUCACAGCAUGGCGGCGGCGCAUCAUCAUCACAGUCACAGUCAUCAUCAUGCUGGCGCUGCUGGCUCCAGCGGCAGCGCGAGCAUGCAUCUUGGUGUUGGCGGCAGCGGCGGUGGCAUGGCUGGUGGCAUGGCGACCAGUGGCAUGCACAGCAGCAGCAGCGGUGCAAGCGGCGCUGGUGGCGACUCCAAGCCUGUGCGCACGAAGCCACGGACAAGUGCUGAGGGUCGCGAAUGUGUAAAUUGUGGAGCAACCUCAACGCCGCUGUGGCGACGCGAUGGCACUGGCCACUAUCUGUGCAAUGCCUGCGGUCUAUACUACAAAAUGAACGGACAGAAUCGGCCGCUGAUUAAGCCAAAGCGAAGACUGACGCUGCAAUCGCUGCAGAGCGCAGCCAAGCGAGCGGGCACAUCCUGCGCCAAUUGCAAAACCACAACCACAACCCUUUGGCGGCGCAACGCCAGCGGUGAGCCUGUGUGCAAUGCCUGCGGCUUAUACUACAAGCUGCAUAACGUCAAUCGUCCACUCACCAUGAAGAAGGAGGGCAUACAAACGCGUAACCGCAAGCUCAGCUCCAAGUCGAAGAAGAAAAAGGGCUUGGGCGGCGGCUGUCUGCCGAUGGGCGGCCAUUUGGGCAUGGGCGACUUCAAGCCGCUGGAUCCGUCCAAGGGCUUUGGCGGCGGCUUCUCCGCAUCUAUGGCACAACAUGGACACCUUUCCAGUGGACUGCAUCCGGCGCAUGCGCAUAUGCAUGGCAGCUGGUACGGCGGCAUGGGCAGCUUGGGCGCCUCGGGAGGACUGCAGGGCGGCUUCUCCACCGCCGGUUCGCUGGGCGGCGGCGUUGUGCCGCACUCCCAGCCCUACCACUUGGGACUCAGUUCGAUGGGCACUUGGCGUACUGACUACACGUGAUGGAGCGGGAACAAUUUGAACAACAACUUGUUCAGCUAGAGUCACGCCGAUUUCUAUACUAUAUGUCUGAAUUGAUUUACAAAACCCACAACAAUGCCAAACUGAGGACUCCCCGUUUCAGCCAAGCCCAAGCCAAAACGCAAUCCAAGCCACCAAAACUAGUAGCAAAGGCUUUUGAUUGCUUCCUGUGUCAUUCAGUCUCAUCAGCUGUUUGUGCUGCGGGUUGGUGGAGCUGGUCAACUGGCUGGCUGGCUGGCUGCCUGGCUAUUCCUAAUUGUAAACAUUGCGUGCAAUUUUUAAUUAUUUAAGUUUUCGUCGCCAGUCGUCGUCGGUCGCAGCGCUGCUAAAAACAAAAGCCCAUUAAAAUUAA